Messenger RNA from Solanum verrucosum, 918 nucleotides. RefSeq lists its product as uncharacterized. The coding region runs from base 1 to 912 and encodes 303 amino acids. The transcript has a single exon. The record is from RefSeq and is a predicted model, not a curated record. Lineage: Eukaryota; Viridiplantae; Streptophyta; Magnoliopsida; Solanales; Solanaceae.
AUGGAGUUUUAUCAUAUUUUUGGUUUUCUCUCAAUUCUCAAAGAAUCCCUUCAAUUAAUUCCAAAAAAUGGAAAACUAUUUGCAUUAGCAUAUUUUCUUCAAAUUCUAUUUUCUUCCAUCCUUUUAUCAAUCUUUAAUUUUGAACUUAAAUUCUUGUUCCAUGAUAUUAUUUUAAAGGCAUCAAUUUUGUCUACUUCAAUUGAUGAUACCUUUAAAAUCAUGAAAAUUUUUGCUGAUAUUAAGGAGGAUUUUAGAAUUUUUCUAAUUAUAUAUGUUGCAAUUCUUGUUAGUCUAUCUUUAAUCUCUUUUCUAUACACAAUUGCAACAAUUAUAUUAUCAUCUAAUAUAAAUAUUUCUCUCAAAGAAUUUGUUUUGAAAAUCUCAAAGGCAUUUAAAUAUGCAUUUAUAACUAGAUUAUACACAAACAUGUUAGGUAUUGGUUACUUUUUUACUGUUUUAUUUUUAUUAAGUCCUAUUUUAAUUUCCUCUAGCAAUAUUUUCCUUUUCUCUAUAGGAAUUUUUGUUGGAAUAAUUUCUUUCCUAUUUUUUCUAUAUUUAUCAAUUGUUUGGAUAUUGGCUUUAGUUAUUUCAGUAAUUGAAGAAGAUUGUUAUGGAUUUAAAGCCCUAGCAAAAGCUGAAAGACUCAUUAAGGGGAAUAGAUUAAAUGGAUUUAUGUUAAAUAUUUUAUUUUCUAUAAUUUCAUCAUUAUUGUACCUAUGUUAUUUGAAGAUUAAUAAACCUAAUAAAGGGGUAAUUAGCCAGAUACUUAUGUCUAUAUUUCUGGUUAUUAUUUCUUCUUUGUUUAAUUUGUUGUUAUUAGUGGCAUAUACUGUGUUAUACUCUCAUUGCAAGAAGAGCCAUGGAGAAGAGGAAGUUGAAUUGGAUGGGAGUUUUGAGUAUAGCAAAGUAUAAAAGAGG